This is a messenger RNA of Physella acuta, 1968 nucleotides long. RefSeq lists its product as uncharacterized. The record is from RefSeq and is a predicted model, not a curated record. NCBI's taxonomy places the organism in Eukaryota, Metazoa, Mollusca, Gastropoda, Physidae.
GGAGUUUAUUGCAGUUGCAAAUUUCUGUUGUUGUUUUGUUUUCCAAAGAAACAAUCAGAACAACUAAAGGAUAUAGGAUAGGACAUAAAGCUUAUUCCUCGAUACAAAACUGUCUAAAUACGCAAACAUGAAGACCAAACUUGGUCUCUUCUGGCUGAUCACUGCGUCGUGUCUGAGCAGCGCGCGAGCAGCUGAUGACGUCACUAACGUCUCCAUCAACGCCAACGUGUCCAGAUUCCUGCCUAACUACAUCGCCAUGAACCUGACGGUCGUGGACUCCGUCUGGCACAGUCCAACGGUCGUGUUCGAACCUGUCACCCUCGCAGAGCUGGCAGAUUGUCUAUGCAACGACUCUUCCCUCAUCUGCGUGACGCACAUUGAAUUUAUUCACGGCCCUGCCGGGUAUUUCUUCUCCCCGACCACAACGGUGCAGGAAACGUUACCCACACCAUCCAACAACACCAACAGCUUCGUCUGCCACAUCCCGGACGUCCGCUACCUCCAAGGACACGGUAACCUCACCUGCACCCGCUCGGACUACAACUGCAGCGACGUCACCAAGAUCAACGCCUGCAGUUUUGAAACCCAAGGCAGCUGUGACUCCUUCUCCUUCUACUGGGCGCUAAACCAGGACAUUGAGGUGACCGUAAACACGCAGAAUGUCAACGCAUCUUGCAACCACGGGUGUUUAGACUUACCAACAACAACAGCAGGACAUUUAGCUACUACACCUGAAUCUUCUAGUGGAUCUAGUAUGAACGUCUUCGUCUUGAUUGGAAUCAUAGCUGGGGCCGCCUGCGGACUUGUUCUUUUAAUUGGAAUUAUUGUAAUUAUUGUUAUUUGUGCAACAGGUGAUAAGAAAAAGAAGAAGAAGAAGAAGGAAUCAAAGUCGGAUGAAAAUGUGGAAGCUCGUGAUUCUACAAGAGCGUCUGUGGUAUCGAAACACGAUGAAGUGGAGCUUGAUGAUCUUCCUACGUCUGAAAUAGAAGAGGUCGCGCCUUUGUCUUACACGCAAAUUGAAGCAUCCGGAGAUUCAGGGGAGGCUACUCAAAACGGUAAGGACAACUCUAGGUCUUCCCUUGUUUCAAACAAGAACAGCUCGUCUUCUAUACAGAGCGAGGAUAAAGGUGUGAAGAUCAGAGAAAAGGACCCGAACAAACCCGUGGGGUCAGUCUCCGACAGGGGGAGCUCACUCUACUCCAGAAUCGUCCAGGAUGACGUCAACAGGCAGCUGGCGGACGACGCCCAGGCCAAACACGACGCAACGGACAGUUUCUUCCAACAGCCGGCCUUGACCUACAAGCGGUACUCGGAGCCCGGGCUCACCAGCCUGGAGGUCAGCAAGAGGACCAGCCACGCCCACUCCAACCGCGAGCUCAACGCCUCGCUGGAGAACGACUUCGUGGACACCUCCAGGUUAUGACGUCAGAAAGUUGAUAAAAGCACGAGGUUAUGACGUCACCGUGGAUGAGAAACGAUGUUGUGGCGUAACGUCCAAUACCAGCUUAAAAAUACAUAUUCUUAAUACAUAUUUGUAAACACAGUAAAUGCAACUCAGUUAUAUAAUGAUGCUUUUCUGUCAUGUGUCUUUAUCGGGUUAGGUCUAGAAAUAAGGACACGGUCUGCUUUUGUGAUACGGUUAGGGUUCGUUUUGGGAUUUAGAAGACUGUCUAAAUAUAGCCACGAAUAUAGCCCCGUCAAAAACUGUGUUAGGGCCGUCAUUUAAUACCCUGCUAAUAGUGCGAAAAAAAAAUAACUCCACUAUGCUAUGCUGGCAAUAUUCUUGUGCAAGUUUAUUCUUUACUUCAUUUUUUAAAAUCUCACUUUAAAUUUCCCCAAACAAAAUGAUAUACUUUUAUACAUUUCGAAAUAAAAGUUUGAAGUUUUGAAAAUUGGUCUUUCAUUUUAUUAAUAAACGAGACAAACUGACGAUGUCAUAGUGGCAAUUAAGCUGUGUGUUAGGUCUUG